AUGGCACAACCAUGGGGCGUGUCGGCAAUAGAGAAGACCACCGAAUCUCACGACCCGCACACCUCACCCGCGCACCGCCUAGGCCAGGCGCUCAAAAACGCCGUGACGCCGGAGAGUUCCGCGGCGACGAAGGCGCGGGAUGCGCGGUUGGAGGAAGAGCACAGUGUGUCGCAGGAAGAGCGGGCGGCGGCGUUUGAGCCGGGACAUCGGGUUGCGGGGACGAAUUUGACGGUUGGGGAAGGGAUGCAUGGGGGUGCGGGGAGGAAGUAG
Messenger RNA from Ascochyta rabiei, 270 nucleotides. RefSeq lists its product as uncharacterized. Lineage: Eukaryota; Fungi; Ascomycota; Dothideomycetes; Pleosporales; Didymellaceae. The record is from RefSeq and is a predicted model, not a curated record. The coding region runs from base 1 to 270 and encodes 89 amino acids. The transcript has 2 exons.